UUGCUAUUGCUGCAAACGGCAUAGCGCAAUGCAACAGGGAUCCGGAGUUGAUAGAAUUAUUAAAGUUGAGAAACAAUCAAAUCGGAACAGAAACAUCAAAUGGGCGAAGUAUGAUCGAUGAAUUUGAGGAUUUCACUUUCACUUGUCUCAUUGAUGGUGUUAAAUAAUGUGUUCAUUCCAAUGCAAUAGAAAUUUUUUGGUAACUUGAAGCUGUUCCUUAUGCUGCAUAUUGCAAUUGUAGCAUAUCUAAGGAUAACCUGAAGAGAACUCAAAGAGUAGCAGCAGUGAUGAUGAAUGGAAGCCAAUCCACAGAGAACUCAUAUUUUAGUUCAGACAACAUCACAGAAGCAUUGAGGUAUGCAGUUGUGACUGGAGCAAACAAGGGUAUUGGGUUUGAGACGGUUAGGCAGCUCGCAGCUUCGGGUGUGACAGUCUUGUUGACAGCCCGAAAUGAGAAGCGGGGUACGGAGGCUGUGUCUUUGCUCCACGGACUUGGCUUAUCGAAUGUGCUGUACCAUCAGCUGGAUGUACAAGACCCUCAGAGCAUAGAAGCUUUGGCCAAUUUCAUACAAACCCAAUUUGGAAGACUUGAUAUCUUGGUGAAUAAUGCUGGAGCCUCUGGAGUGCUGGUUGAUGAAGAUGGUCUAAGGGCUCUAAAUAUAGAUCCAGCAUCUUGGCUCUCAGGCAAGGCCACGAACAUUGUUCAAGGGGUGAUUAAAACCACAUACGACAAGGCAAAAGAAUGCCUCAACACAAAUUACUACGGUGUGAAGAACGUAAUACGAGCACUCCUUCCACUCCUACAGCGUUCCACUUCUGGUGCUAGGAUCGUAAAUGUGUCUUCCCUCCGAGGUGAAUUAUGGAGGAUUCCAAAUGAACAAGUAAGAAAGGAACUUGGAGAUGUGGAGUCUUUGAGCGAAAAGAAGAUAGACGGGUUUGUUGAGAGGUUUUUAGAAGAUUUAAGUAACGAUGAACUUGAAGCUAACGGAUGGUCAAAGAUGCUACCAGCUUACAGUGUGUCGAAGGCCAUGCUCAAUGCCUACACUAGAGUUCUUGCAAAGACAUACCCAGAGAUGUGUAUCAACUGUGUACACCCUGGAUACGUUGACACCGACUUGAAUUGGCACACAGGUACAAUGACGUUGGAAGAGGGAGCACAAGGCUCGGUUAUGCUGGCUCUUUUACCUCAAGGGGGUCCCUCGGGCUGCUAUUUUGAUCGAACACAAGUUGGCGAAUUUUGAUCCUGAUUUCCUUUGGAGGGACUCCGUUGUUAUAUAUAAGUUCAACUUGUAAGCUAUCAUUAGGGAGCCCUCAAGUAUGUGUUCUGUUUUUGUGAAGAAGACAAUGUGAAAAGAGGAUUUUGAAUUUGUGAAUAGCUUUUGGUGCAUCGUCACCUUAAGCUUUGUAUGUGUUUAUGUCCAGUAUGGGAAUUGUCUUUGUCUACCAAUUAUGCCAUUUUUUUCGAAC
Molecule: messenger RNA, 1467 nt
Organism: Cynara cardunculus var. scolymus (artichoke)
Lineage: Eukaryota; Viridiplantae; Streptophyta; Magnoliopsida; Asterales; Asteraceae
Product: short-chain dehydrogenase/reductase 2b-like
Exons: 6
Coding region: 288-1241 (317 amino acids)
Cellular component (GO): membrane
Molecular function (GO): oxidoreductase activity, acting on the CH-OH group of donors, NAD or NADP as acceptor
Source: RefSeq, a predicted model, not a curated record